This is a messenger RNA of Pelobates fuscus (common spadefoot toad), 3018 nucleotides long. It is a transcript of the gene TP73, whose product is annotated as tumor protein p73. NCBI's taxonomy places the organism in Eukaryota, Metazoa, Chordata, Amphibia, Anura, Pelobatidae. Gene Ontology annotation, molecular function: DNA-binding transcription factor activity, RNA polymerase II-specific; RNA polymerase II cis-regulatory region sequence-specific DNA binding; protein binding. Bases 31 to 1932 code for a protein of 633 amino acids. Gene Ontology annotation, biological process: protein tetramerization; regulation of transcription by RNA polymerase II; apoptotic process. Gene Ontology annotation, cellular component: nucleus. The transcript has 13 exons. The record is from RefSeq and is a predicted model, not a curated record.
UAUCCUUUGUCUGACUCCUCAUCUGUGAAGAUGUCCCAAUCUUCGCCGGCCGAUGAAGGGACUACAUUUGAACAUCUCUGGAGUACCCUAGAACCGGAUGGUACGUAUUUUGACCUGCCUCAAUCAAGCCAUUCAAAUAAUGGUGAAGUCUCCAGUCGAAGGGAAGUCAAUAUGGAUAUUUACCAAAUGAGGAACAUGAAUGAACCAAUCAUGUCCCAGUUUAAUUUGCUGAACAACACCAUGGAUCAGAGCAUCGGAAGCCGAGCGGCCUCUACUAGCCCUUACAACCCAGAACAUACCUCGAAUGUCCCUACGCAUUCCCCCUACUCGCAUCCCAACUCGACCUUUGAUGCCAUGUCUCCUGCUCCUGUCAUCCCAUCAAAUACAGACUAUCCAGGAACACACAGCUUUGAAGUGACAUUCCAACAAUCUAGCACAGCGAAGUCCGCUACAUGGACAUAUUCUCCUCUGUUGAAGAAGCUCUACUGCCAGAUUGCAAAAACAUGCCCCAUUCAGAUCAAAGUAUCCACCCAUCCUCCACCUGGCACAGUUAUUCGGGCAAUGCCAGUUUAUAAGAAAGCAGAACAUGUUACAGAAGUGGUGAAACGGUGUCCUAACCAUGAACUGGGACGGGACUUUAAUGACGGCCAGGCAGCACCAGCAAGCCAUCUUAUACGUGUCGAAGGCAAUAAUUUAUCUCAAUACGUGGAUGAUCCAGUUACUGGGAGACAAAGUGUUAUGGUACCAUAUGAACCGCCACAGGUUGGCACAGAGUUCACCACUAUCCUAUAUAACUUUAUGUGCAAUAGCAGCUGUGUUGGAGGAAUGAACAGGCGCCCCAUUCUGAUCAUCAUUACACUAGAGACAAGAGACGGGCAAGUAUUGGGCAGAAGGUCAUUUGAAGGUCGUAUCUGUGCCUGUCCUGGCAGAGACCGAAAGGCUGAUGAAGAUCACUUUCGGGAACAGGCGGCUUUAAAUGAGACAGCUGUAAAAAAUGGAAAUGCAAAUAAACGCACGGCCUGCAAACAGAGCCCACCAGGGAUGCCAAAUUUGGGAGUCAACAUUAAGAAGAGAAGACAUGGUGAGGAGGAGAUAUUUUACUUACCGGUCCGUGGUCGUGAGAACUUUGAAAUCUUGAUGAAAAUAAAGGAAAGCCUGGAACUUGUGGAGUUGGUCCCUCAGCAGUUGGUCGAUUCAUAUAGACAGCAACAGCAGCAGCUUCUACAGAGACCGAAUCACUUACAGAGUCAAUCAUCCUAUGGUCCUGUCCUUUCACCAAUAAAUAAGAUGCAUGGAGGGAUUAACAAGCUACCAUCUGUUAACCAAUUGGUGGGGCAACCAAAUCAGCACAACUCAAACACAGGCCCAAACUUGGGUCCAAUGGGUCCCGGAAUGCUCAACAAUCAUCACAUGCAAACCAAUGGAGAAAUGAACGGAGGUCAUUCAUCACAAUCUAUGGUUUCCGGAUCGCACUGCACUCCACCCCCACCCUAUAAUGCGGACCCCAGUCUCGUUAGUUUUUUAACAGGAUUGGGGUGUCCAAACUGCAUCGAGUAUUUCACAUCACAAGGUUUACAGAAUAUUUACCACCUGCAGAACCUAACUAUAGAGGAUCUUGGAGCAUUGAAGAUUCCAGAACAUUACAAAACUAUAAUAUGGAGAGGGAUUCAAGAGCUGAACAAGAGCCACGAUUAUGGAGCCCAGCAGCUCAUCCGGUCAAGCAGCAACGCUUCUACCAUUUCCAUAGGCAGCUCCGGUGAGCUCCAGCGCCAGCGUGUUAUGGAGGCAGUCCAUUUCCGUGUCCGCCAUACCAUCACUAUUCCGAACCGGAGUGGUGCUGAUGACUGGGCAGACUUUGGUUUUGAUUUACCCGAUUGCAAAUCGCGUAAACAGUCCAUAAAGGAAGAGUUUGCAGAAAGUGACAUCAACUAAAAUUAAACGAGUCAGGAAUUUCACAACCUGUGAUGAAGCAGACCAAAAGAUAUAACCUUCUUGAUAAUGCGAGACACAGCAAUGGCAGAACCGUGUGCAGCUCAUAAGUUCAACAGAAAAACAAAACAAAACAGAGACUGUAAUGGUAACUGAGCCAGGCCCAACCCCACCAAAAAAAAAGGUUGUAAUAAGUGUGCACAUUGAGCGGUUAAAACGGCAUGGUAAAUUAAUUAAGGGGAUCAAUUUAGUGGGUGAAACCACAAGAACAAGUGUCUACGUACGAUUGCAUGAAGAUGUUUUUGUAACAAGGUUUUGGGACAAGGAAGGCAUGUCUGGAAACUUCAGUUGACAUAAAAAAGUGAAUGUUGUGUUCUCUUUUAAUUAAGGAUAUCCCCUCUGAGAGAUUCCCUGUCAAUCAUGAAGACCCUAUGGAUUGACACAGAUAAGGGAGACACAUCUAUUUCCAGAUGUCUGCCAUUGGCUGGCAAAAAUAGGACGAAAAGAAUGAUUCUCUUUCCUGAUGAACUGCCAAAAACAAGUAUUUUAAGUGUCUUUUUAUUCUUUGUAUGAUAUUUUCAAAAUCACCUUUCAUGUGCGUUUUUAAUACACAUGUGGAUGAAAGAGAAAGGAGUAUAUAACUGCACCGCAGAGGGUGCUUUAUACGUUAAACAUAGGUCUGGUCGGUCUCAAUUCAGCUGCGUUUUAGGGGCAUGUACAACUGUUAUAUAGAGGCAUUUAAUGUCUGUGACCUACUGGAAUUGUGUAUAUAUAUAUUUACCUCACCCUUAUUCCCAUUUGUUUAUUUGUUUUAUUUAUCUGUAAGGUAAGCUGUUAUGAAAUCAUUCAUUGCAUCUGCUAAAUCCUAGCGUAAUAUCAGGGCUUUACAACUGCUACAGCUGGGAACUCUAAAAUUGGCUCUCCAUUUUUUGCUAGACUACAUAUCCCUGAAAGCUCCUAGAGUUGGCUGGCAGGGGUUCUGGGACAUGAUGUCCUGUUAACAGCUUGAGGACCAAGAUUGAAGACCGCAUCUAGAGACCACCAGCACUUGGAGUGCUAAGUGUCACCUAUCCAGAUAUAUGAUGUUUA